Messenger RNA from Salvelinus fontinalis (brook trout), 2078 nucleotides. RefSeq lists its product as uncharacterized. The coding region runs from base 74 to 781 and encodes 235 amino acids. The record is from RefSeq and is a predicted model, not a curated record. Lineage: Eukaryota; Metazoa; Chordata; Actinopteri; Salmoniformes; Salmonidae. The transcript is spliced from 6 exons.
CAGAAGUUCAACAAUGAUUUAGAACUUCCGAUAUUGUGCUUCUUGGCUGGAGUUUGGGGGACUGGCCAGCAGUAUGUCUGAGACCCGGCACACAGCCUUGGUGACAGUAGGCUUCGGCCAGGGUAGUGAGGUGGAUAGUGUGCCCAUGGGAAGCCGGAUGACGCACAUCCCAGAGGCCCCGGCUGGGCAGCGGGGUCCAGGCAAGACCCAGUCUUCAGGCCCGAGGCGUCUGAUGCACCAGAGCACCCUGUCACUAGGGGACCCACAGGGAUCUGGGACCAGCUACACGACCACCCACACUCAGAGUUACUGUGGGCGGGAGGCCGACGGCCAACCGCUGGUCUUCUUUCUCCGAGAUCCCGCCUACCCCUCCCAGCACACCAGUCAGCUGGACCUGAGUCACACAUCCACCAGCCAAUCACAGACACACAGCAGAGACAUCCAUAACCACAAAGACAUCAUCCCGUUCAAUGUUCUUCAUAGGCUGGGUCAGAGUAAUUGGUCUCGUAAUCGCGACGGCGUGGCCAUGAGAGAGGUGACCAAUCCGAAGGAGCCCACCUCCUACUGGACGACCUAUCGCAGUGAGCACAGGAGUCCUAGCCCCUCUCCAUCACCACACGACCCCACUGGUAGACCCACACUGUGGCAUCAACAUGAUAUACUGACAGGUGAGGCCAGGAGUCCAGCAGGCCCAGGUAACGCCAGGAGACAGUCUGGAGAGAGAGUCCUGUGGGCAACGCGACGCUGGGAGACGGACUGCUGUUCCCUCCGACUCUACUAAACACACACAAUUCAACUCUCAACGUUCAACACCAUAGUGCCCACGAAGCGCAUCACUAAGCUAAGGACCCUGGGACUAAACACCUCCCUCUGCAACUGGAUCCUGGAAUUCCUGACAGGCCACCCCCAGGUUGUAAGGCUAGGCAACAAUACAUCUGCCACGUUGAUCCUCAACACUGGGGCCCCUCCGGGGUACGUGUUUAGUCCCCUCCCGUUUUCCCUGUUCACCCACGAGUGCGUGGCCAAGCACGAUUCCAGCACCAUCAUUAAGUUUGCUCACGACAACAGUGGCAGGCCUGAUCACCGACAACGAUGAGAGCCUAUAGGGAGGUUAGAGACAUGGCAGUGUAGUGCCAGGACAACAACCUCUCCCUCAAUGUGAGCAAGACAAAGGCGCUGAUCGUGGACUACAGGAAAAGUAGGGCCGAACACGUCCCUAUUCACAUCGACGGGGCUGUAGUGGAGCAGGUUGAGAGCUUCAAGUGUCCACAUCACCAACAAACUAUCAUAGUCCAAACACACCAAGACAGUCCUGAAGAGGGCACAAAAAUGCCUUUUCCCCCUCAGGAGACUGAAAAGAUGUGGCAUGGGUCCCCAGAUCCUCAAGAGUUCUACAGCUGCACCAUCGAGAGCAUGCUGACCGGUUGCGUCACAGCCUGGUAUGGCAACUGCUCUGGGUAGCGCGCAUGGCCCAGUAUAUCACUGGAGCCAAGCUUCCUGGCAUCCAGGACCUAUAUACUAGGCGGUGUGAGAGGAAGGCCCCCAAAAAAUUGUCAAAGACUACAGUCACUCAAGUAAUAGACUGCAUUGUUGGUUUAGGGCUUGUAAGUAGUUCUCUUUAGCCCAUGUCAUUAUGAAUCACAGAAUUAAUCAUUAGAUUGUUCUCUAGAAUAUUAUAAACAUAAUAUGCUUGUACUUAAGUGUUGAUUAAAUGAGAACGUUAGUUUGUUGUGACCUUCGCUAGUUUAGAUCGACCAGCAUUAGGAUACAUCUCGUCCAUAUUUCGGCAUUUUUAUAUGGUAACAUUAGGAGGCGUUUCUGCGCUUUGGAUAACUGAUACCCUCAUCAAUUUCAUCUUCCAGAUCAGUGGCUUUCUAUUCCUCUAAUCAAUCAAUGUUGUGAGGGGCCGUUUCUAUGGCAAUUUAGACAACGGGUGGGUCUAAUCCUGAAUGCUGAUUCCAGCCUGUGUCUACGCCACAAAUUACCACCUGCUAAAUCUACUACGUUAAAAUGCCUAUUUGUAUCGGGACUAUAUAUUGUGGAAGGAUGAAAUUGUAUGAAUAAAUGAAUCAAGACAA